Ceratotherium simum simum (southern white rhinoceros) is the source of this 5132-nucleotide messenger RNA. Lineage: Eukaryota; Metazoa; Chordata; Mammalia; Perissodactyla; Rhinocerotidae. The record is from RefSeq and is a predicted model, not a curated record.
GGAAUUUAUUUUUGUGAGGUAAGGAUCCGUCUUUGCUGGGAGGCCUCUGAAACUAUUUCUUCUCUUCAUGAAUUUCUGAGCUGCCAAGGCUAAGGCCAUUAUAAUGUUCCCUUAACAGGGUACUCAGGUAUAACACCAGAUGUGAUCUUCAAGUUGGAACAUGGAGAGGACCCGUGGAUCAUAGAGAGUGAGUUGUCAAGGUCCAACUCAGACAGGGAGAAAAGCCUUGAUGCUUCCCAGCAGAUCAUUUCUGGAGAACUUUCAUUUCAAAAGGAGAUAUUGGAAAGAGCCCCAAAGGAUAAUUCACUGUACUCUAUCUUAAAAGUCUGGCAUAUUGAUGGUCAGAUAGAUAGAUAUCAAGGAAAACAAGACAGAGUUUUGAGGCAGGUCACAGUAAUCAGCCAUGAAACACUGACCAAAAAGAGAAUCCCCAAAUAUAAUACGUUUGGAAAAAUAUUCAGUGGGUGCAUAGACUUUGAUCCUUCAAGUAAAAAACUCCAUAGUCUUCAUUCAUGUGAAAAGAGAUUGAAAUAUAAUUUAGACUCACUGACUUGUAAUAGGAGCUAUGCAAGAAAGAACCCCAUUGAGAGAUUAGGAUGUGGGAGACCACCUAGCUAUAGUGCUUCCUGUUCUGUGCCUGAGAAAAUUCACACUGGAAUGAAAUCCUGUGGACAUAGUCCGUGUGAAAAAGUUCUCAAUCAUGAGCAAACCCAUAUUCAAAACAAGAAAGUUCAAGCUGGGGAGAAACCCAAUGUUUGUAGUGUGUGUGGGAAGGGCUUUAUUAAGAAGUCACAGCUCAUUAUACAUCAAAGAAUUCAUACUGGAGAGAAACCGUAUGUAUGUGGAGAUUGUGGAAAAGCCUUCAGUGAGAAAUCACACCUCAUUGUGCAUCAGAGGAUUCAUACUGGGGAGAAGCCUUAUGAAUGUACUGUGUGUGGGAGGACCUUCUCCCAGAAGUCGCCCUUCCUCGUUCAUCAGAGAGUCCACACUGGAGAGAAACCCUAUGAAUGUUUUGAGUGUCAAAAAGCCUUCUCCCAGAAGUCACAUCUUAUUAUACAUCAGCGAGUUCACACCAGAAAGAAGCCCUUUGAAUGCAGUGAAUGUGGGAAAGCCUUCUGUGAGAAGUCUCACCUUUUUAUACAUCAGAUAACUCAUACUGGGGAGAAACCCUAUGAAUGUACUGAAUGUGGGAAGACUUUCCCUCGGAAAACACAGCUCAUCAUCCAUCAGAGAACGCAUACUGGAGAGAAACCCUAUAAGUGUAGUGAAUGUGGGAAAACCUUUUGCCAGCAGUCCCACCUCAUAGGACAUCAAAGAAUUCAUACAGGAGAGAAACCUUAUGUAUGUACCGACUGUGGGAAGGCCUUUUCCCAGAAGUCACACCUCACUGGACAUCAAAGGCUUCAUACUGGAGAGAAACCUUAUAUAUGUACAGAAUGUGGAAAAGCCUUCUCUCAGAAAUCACCUCUUAUUAUACACCAGAGAAUUCAUACAGGGGAGAAACCCUAUGAGUGUAGUGAAUGUGGCAAAACCUUCUCCCAGAAAUCACCCCUCAUUAUUCAUCAGAGAAUUCAUACAGGGGAGAAACCCUAUGAGUGUACUGAGUGUGGGAGGGCCUUUUCCCUGAAGUCACAUCUCAUUAUACAUCAGAGAGCUCAUACUGGAGAGAAACCAUAUGAAUGUAGUGAAUGUGGAAAGGCCUUCUGUGAGAAGUCUCCACUAGCUGUCCAUCAGAGAACCCAUACUAGGGAGAAACCCCCUGAAUGUGCUGAGUAUGGGAUGAACAUUUCCCAGAAAUCACAAAUGAUCACAUAUCAGAAAACACACAUGGGGGAGAAACCCUCCAAAUGCAGUGACUGUGGGAGGGUCUUCUGCCAGCAUAUACACCUCACUGGACAUCAGAAUCUACCCAAGGGAGAGAAACCCUAUGAAUGUACAGAAUGCAGAAAAGCCUUCAACAAGAAGGCAUACCUCAGUGUACAUCAGAGAAUGCACACAGGAGACAAACCCUUUGAAUGUCAUGAAUGUGGCAAAUCCUUCAGAGAGAAAUCAACACUGCAUAUCCAUCAAAGAACUCACACAGGAGAGAAGCCAUAUGUGUGUUCAGACUGUGGAAGAGCCUUCACCCUUAAGCCGAGUCUCAGUGCUCAUCAAAGAAUUCAUACAGGAGAAAAAACUGAUGGAUGUACUGUGUGUGGAAAAGUCUUCUCCCAGAAGUUGUAUCUCAUGUUACAUCAGAGAGCUCAUACAGGAGAAAAAUUUGAGAAAUCCUAUGAAUGCAAUGAAUGUGAUAAAGCUUUCUUCCAGAAAUCAUAUCUCAUUAUUCAUCAGAGAGUUCACACAGGGGAGAAACCCUAUGAGUGUAAUGUAUGUGAGAAGGCUUUCUCCCAGAAAUCAUAUCUCAUUAUACAUCAAAGAACUCAUACACGAGAGAAACCCUAUAAAUGUGAUAAGUGUAGUAGAGCCUUCAGAGAGGUCAAAACUCACUUGCUUCAUAGAAAAGUCAAAGAAAAAGAAAAAGGUGAAGUGUGUAGUGAGUGUGGAAAGGCCCUCAGGCGAAAGAAAGGUCUUAGUCUGCAUCAGAGAAUUAAAAAUGGAGAGAAACCCUUUGAAUGUACUGUGUGUAGGAAAACGUUCAGCAAGAAGUCACACCUCAUUGUACACUGGAGAACUCAUACGGGAGAGAAACCCUUUGGAUGUACUGAAUGUGGAAAAGCCUUUAGCCAAAAAUCUCAACUCAUUAUACACCUGAGAACUCAUACAGGAGAGCGACCUUUUGAGUGUCCAGAAUGUGGAAAAGCCUUUAGAGAAAAGUCAACUGUCAUCAUUCAUUACAGGACUCACACAGGAGAGAAACCUUAUGAAUGUAAUGAAUGUGGAAAAGCCUUCACUCAGAAGUCAAACCUCAUUGUCCAUCAGAAAACCCACACAGGAGAGAAGACUUAUGAAUGCACUAAAUGUGGGGAAUCCUUCAUACAGAAGCUUGAUCUAAUUAUACAUCAUAGUACUCAUACAGGGAAGAAACCCCAUGAAUGUAAUGAGUGUAAGAAAACUUUCAGUGAUAAGUCAACUCUCAUUAUACAUCAAAGAACUCAUACGGGAGAGAAACCUCAUAAAUGUACUGAAUGUGGGAAGUCUUUCAAUGAGAAGUCAACCCUCAUCGUGCAUCAGAGAACUCAUACAGGAGAGAAACCCUAUGAAUGUGAUGUGUGUGGAAAAACUUUCACCCAAAAGUCAAACCUUGGUGUACAUCAGAGAACUCAUUCAGGAGAGAAACCUUUUGAAUGUAAUGAAUGUGAGAAAGCAUUCUCUCAGAAAUCCUAUCUCAUGCUACACCAGAGAGGUCAUACAGGAGAGAAGCCCUAUGAGUGCAAUGAAUGUGAAAAAGCAUUUUCCCAGAAGUCAUAUCUCAUUAUACAUCAAAGAACUCAUACAGAAGAAAAACCAUAUAAAUGUAAUGAAUGUGGCAAAGCCUUCAGAGAAAAGUCAAAGCUCAUUAUACAUCAGAGAAUUCAUACAGGAGAGAAACCCUAUGAAUGUCCUGUAUGUUGGAAAGCUUUUAGCCAGAAGUCACAGCUCAUAAUACAUCAGAGAACACACACAGGAGAGAAACCCUAUGCAUGCACUGAGUGUGGCAAAGCCUUCAGAGAAAAAUCAACAUUCACAGUACACCAGAGAACUCACACUGGAGAGAAACCCUAUAAGUGUACAGAAUGUGGGAAAGCCUUUACCCAAAAAUCAAACCUUAUUGUACAUCAGAGAACACAUACAGGAAAGAAGGCCCAUGGGAAAGGCCACACCCGGAAGUCAAAGCUCAUUGCACACUAGAGAGUAAAUCAACAGUGCCUGUUACAUACACUGAAGGAAAGCUUUGUUGAUUUAAGUAACAUUUUAAAAGUAUGUUCUGACUUCUGGUUUAAAUAUGGGGAGUAAAAUCAGCAUUUUUUCUUUCCAUCUCAGGCUUCACCCAAAAGCUACAGGGAGAAAAAGCAGCAGAAGUGUAAUCUCUGUAUCUGACAAAAUUAGAAGAGAGCUGAAACCCUGAUGAGAGGCCUGCAGAGGCAGAGGAACUCAAGCACCAGCGCAGGAGAUCUCAGAGCAGAGAACACUCACAGCUGCAGAUGUGAGAUAGCACUGGGAAGGAGUCUUCGCUGAGGUUUAGGAUAUACUGAGUGCAAGACCAUACACAUACAUGGUAGCAGUAAGAGAGGGCAUGGGCAGGUGGGAGGUAGGAAGUUUCCUAGAUCCAUUUGGGUCCUCAACAAGGAAUCACUCAGACAAGCCAUACUUACAGAAAGUAGCCUGUACUCAUGGGAGGAGCAGUUGGCGGGGGCUAGGGCAAGAGAAGGGAGUGCUCCUUGUGAAGAACCCUACAGCUGCCCCUAUUUACUGACUCAGGAGAUGUCAAGUUGAAAGAACAACCAAAUGGAAAAAAAAAUCCCAGUUGUAAGAAAAACUCUGAUCUGUCCAGAAUGCGGCCCCUAUUUCUUCUACCACAUGAACCUCCAGCAAACAGCAAGUCCAGGAAAAACUGUUCAAAGUGGAAUGAUUCCAAAGUAAUCAAAACCAUGGAUGCACAUCACUUUUGAGCCAGCGAUUCCCCUUCUAGGAAUGUAUAUACUCAUGCAUGUACAGAAUGAUGAACACACAGAGGUAUUCACUGAUGCACUGUUUGUGAAAACCGAAGGUUGGGAGCUGUCCAAAUGACAGCACCAGGGAUCUGGUUCCUGAAAUCCUGGUACGUUCAUACAGCAAACUCCUAGAUAGACAAAAACGAAUAAAUACAUAAAGAGAACUUGGACACCAUUUGUGUAGUGAUAUGAGAUGGUCUCCAACAUACAUUAUUAGGUGAUAAAAGCAAGGUACAGGAUAAUGAAUAUAAUAUGCUGCCAUUUGUAUACAAAAAGGAGAACAAAUAGUAAGUACAUAAUUGAGUGUAUAUGCAUAAACUGUCUGUGGAAAGAUACAUGAGAGCUGGGAACCCUGAUUACCUCUGAGAAAGGGAAGGGGAAGUGGGUGGCUGGGAGGAUGGAACUGGGAGGGAAACAACUAUAUAUCCUUUCAUAACUUUUGAAAAUUAUGCUAUGUGAUGUGCUACCUUUUCAAUAAAUAAAUAAAACUUUUUGAAAAGC